AUGCGGACACACGUCUCGGGACGCCGCCGAGGUGGCAACGGCGUCGAAAAUCUCUGGUGGUGCGUCUUGACGGCUGCUCUCGUGCGAGCAUCUGGAUGCCGUGGAACUACGAGGGUCCCGCUCGGUGAGCGUGAUUUGAGCUCUACAUAUUCAGCCCUUGUUCCUGGUCGCGAGAGAGACAGGCCGGCAGGCAGGCAGGCAGGCAGAAAAGACAGACAGACGCGAGUGGUGACGUGCAGCGCGGGAAGUGGACUUGUUGGACACUUGUCUUGGAAUCCAGGUGGGCGAUGCUGUCUAAACUUUCAUUCUUAUAGCCCGAUCCGGAGCAUUCUGCUCAUCUUCAACCCGGUUUUUCUUGCAUGUGCCAAGCUGCAGAGAGCGAAUUGUCAAGGCAAGACUCGGCCGGAUUUGCCCCCAAGGAGUUGCCUGGACGCGAGCAUUAUCGUAGACUCCGACACAUUCCUCGUAGAGCAAGGGUGUUUUGCCCCCUGUGUUGCUCGCCCACCGCCUCUUGUGGGAGCGGGACGCUCAGCUGGCCUGCUCGGCUGGGGACACCAUCGGGGAGGGGAGGAGAGGAGAGACGAGAACAGGCGUACUACGUGCGAGGGCGGCAUGUCAUACCGUGCAGCACGGCGUCCGUAG
This is a messenger RNA of Purpureocillium lilacinum, 642 nucleotides long. Lineage: Eukaryota; Fungi; Ascomycota; Sordariomycetes; Hypocreales; Ophiocordycipitaceae. The record is from RefSeq and is a predicted model, not a curated record.